GUGUGAGCCGCAGCCAUGGCCGCGGAGUCGCCGCGCCGCCCCAGCCGCUGCACGGGAGGAGUGCUGGUUCGCCCUCAAGCUGCCACGGAACAGUCCUACAUGGAAAGUGUUGUUACCUUCCUCCAGGAUGUUGUGCCACAGGCCUACAGUGGAACCCCACCAGAAGAGAAAGAGAAAAUUGUCUGGGUCAGAUUUGAAAAUGCAGAUUUAAAUGAUACGUCCAGGAAUAUGGAAUUCCAUGAAAUCCACAGCACUGGGAAUGAGCCCCCGCUGCUGCUGCUGAUCGGCUACAGCGACGGGAUGCAAGUGUGGAGCAUUCCUAUCAGCGGGGAGGCUCAGGAGCUGUUCUCGGUGCGCCACGGGCCGGUGCGAGCCGCUCGGAUCCUGCCAGCUCCCCAGAUCAGUGCUCAGAAAUGUGAUAAUUUUGCUGAGAAGAGGCCUCUGCUUGGUGUGUGCAAAAGCAUUGGGUCUUCUGGCACCAGCCCACCCUACUGCUGUGUGGAUCUGUAUUCCCUGAGGACAGGAGAGAUGGUCAAAUCCAUCCAGUUCAAAACUCCUAUUUAUGACCUGCAUUGCAAUAAAAGGAUCCUCGUUGUGGUCCUGCAGGAGAAAAUCGCCGCCUUCGACAGCUGCACUUUCACCAAAAAAUUCUUCGUCACCAGCUGCUAUCCUUGUCCAGGGCCAAACAUGAAUCCUAUUGCUCUUGGAAGCCGUUGGCUUGCUUAUGCAGAAAAUAAGCUGAUCCGAUGCCAUCAGUCCCGUGGUGGAGCCUGUGGAGACAACAUUCAGUCUUACACUGCCACAGUCAUUAGUGCUGCCAAAACAAUCAAGACUGGGCUGACAAUGGUGGGGAAGGUGGUGACCCAGCUGACGGGGACGCUGCCGUCGGGAGCCAGCGAGGAGGAAAUCCUGGCUCACAGCAACCUCCGCAGGAGUCCCCUGGUGCCUGGCAUUGUCACCAUCAUCGACACCGAGACCGUGGCAGAGGGACAGGUGCUGGUGAGUGAGGACUCGGACAGCGAUGGCAUCGUGGCCCAUUUCCCUGCUCAUGAGAAGCCCAUUUGCUGCAUGGCCUUCAACCCCAGUGGGAUGUUGCUGGUCACCACUGACACAUUAGGCCAUGAUUUCCAUGUUUUCCAAAUCCUGACACAUCCUUGGUCAUCAUCACAAAGUGCCGUCCAUCACUUGUACACACUUCACAGGGGAGAGACCGAAGCCAAAGUACAGGAUAUCUCCUUCAGCCACGACUGCCGCUGGGUGGUGGUCAGCACACUCCGAGGCACUUCCCACGUCUUCCCCAUCAACCCCUACGGGGGCCAGCCCUGUGUGAGGACUCACAUGUCCCCACGGGUGGUCAAUCGCAUGAGCCGCUUCCAGAAGAGCGCGGGGCUGGAGGAGAUUGAGCAGGAGCUGACGUCGAAGCAGGGCGGGCGCUGCAGCCCCGUGCCCGGCCUGUCCAGCAGCCCCUCUGGCUCCCCUCUCCACGGUAAAUUGAACAGCCAAGACACUUACAACAACUUCACAAACAACAAUCCUGGGAAUCCUCGACUCCUGCCUCUCCCAAGUCUGACUGUGGUGCUGCCUCUUGCUCAGAUCAAGCAGCCAAUGACACUGGGGACCAUCACCAAACGCACAGGACCUUACCUGUUUGGAGCAGGAUGUUUUUCCAUAAAAGCUCCUUGCAAAUCCAAACCAGCUCCACAGAUUUCACCCAGUAAGUCUGUGGGAGGGGAGUUUUGUGUUGCUGCAGUCUUUGGAGCUUCAAGGUCAUGGUUUGCAAACAAUUCUGGCCUCAAACGAGAAAAAGAGCAGUCCAAGCAGUUUGUGGUGGAGUCCCUGUACAUCAUCAGCUGCUACGGGAGCCUGGUGGAGCACGUGCUGGAGCCGCGGCCGCUCAGCACCGCGCCCAAGAUCAGCGACGACACCCCCCUGGAGAUGGGCACCUGCCCCAGGGCCAGCUGGCCUUUGGUUAGAACUCCUCAGUGGAAUGAGCUCCAACCACCAUUUAAUGCAAACCAUCCACUGCUCCUGGCUGCAGAUGCUGUGCAGUACUACCAGUAUCUUCUGGCUGGCUUGGUGCCUCCUGGGAGCCCUGGGCCCAUCACCCGGCACGAGUCCUACGACAGCCUGGCCUCUGACCACAGCGGGCAGGAGGAUGAGGAGUGGCUGUCACAGGUGGAAAUUGUGACUCACACUGGGCCUCAUCGACGCCUGUGGAUGGGCCCCCAGUUCCAGUUCAAAACCAUCCACCCCUCUGGCCAAACCACCGUCAUCUCCUCCAGCUCCUCCGUGCUGCAGUCGCACGGGCCCAGCGACACCCCGCAGCCUCUGCUGGACUUUGACACAGAUGAUCUCGAUCUCAACAGCCUCAGGAUCCAGCCGGUGCGCUCGGAGCCCGUCAGCAUGCCGGGGUCCCCGCGGCCCGCGGCCGACCGCCGCGGCGUCUCCACGGUCAUCGAUGCUACUUCAGCUGAUGUUCUUUAUGGAAAAAAGACAUUUUUAGGUUCCAAGGAUUUUGAAGUAGCUCAUAAAUUUUUGCUGCCUGAGCUGACCCAGGAAGUGAUUGCUCAGCUGUGCCCCUGCACUGGAGCCUGUUGCACUUUAUGAAGAUGCUUAUCUGGAGCUCUGAUUGCCUGUUGCUUGGAGAUGCAACCCGAGUGGCGCCUCUGCUUAUCUGACUCAUCACUUCUCCUUCCUAUCCAAAGACUCCAAGUACAUGUUUAUCAUCUCCAUUAUCCUUCUGCCAUUCCCAAUAGCUUCCUUCCUUCUCCCCCGUUGGUGACAAUUCUGUUGUUGCAUUUAUUUGUGUGCCUUGUUUUUUUAAGCAUGGCUUUUUCCUCAUGUGUCUGUAAAACUGUGGUGUGCUAAGGACAGUCUCAUAAGAUCACUUGGAAAAGUCUUCAUUUAAAAAGUGCAAAAUUCUAAUGCUGUUAUCAAUGAUGAAAAUUUACAGUGGCAUUCUCAAGGUGGAUGGCUGAAUCUGUAAAGGUUACUUGGAUAUGUUUUAAAAAUGUGUAUUACAGUGGUUCUGUCAACCAUAUUAUAUGGUAUAUUAUAUGGUUCUCCCAACUCAAAAUUCUCCUAAGACACUCUUCUCUGCUUUAUUUUUUUCAAGAAAAGUUUGCAAGAAUUCAGUCACCUAAAGCUACUGGACACUUGUCCUUCAGUGCACAUAUUUGAGUCAUAUGCAUCAGAGAGAGAAUAUACCCUCAAGGAUUAAAUGCACUGUAAUUCCAGAUGCUGUUCCAGAUUGGCAGCUGGAAAUGUUAGAGGGGGACAGCAGUGAGUUUAAAUCUUUGUAAAGCAGGAAGCCUUUGGUGAUAAUGCAGCAGCAGAGCCACUGCACAGGUAGGAGCUGCUCACUGUGUGCAGCAGCAGAGGUGUCUGUCCCUCCUCCCCAAAGCUGUGCUCAGGCUCUGGGCUUGGCUUGACACAGGUGGGUUAAGCCUUAGCAAGUCCAGUUCUAUUUAUGAGCCCAGAAAUGAAAGAGAAACCUUCAAGAGUCCUCCUGUGUGCAGGUGAUGGUCACACUCUUUACACACCCACACCGACCAGGCACCUGUGAAUUUUCAUUCUCUGACCUGUGGAGGAAUGACAUCAUCAUAUGUGUUACAUAUCUGAAAAAACAAACCUGGUGGGGCUCUCUGAGUAAUGAAUGAUGCAGAAAUCAGGGGUAUGGGCAGGUUAGGGUAUCUGUACAGUCAACUCUGAGCUUCCAGAGCUGGAAAGCUCCAGGGAGAGGAUUUUGCAGCAGUUGCUGGUCAGUGGGUUUGCCCACACGGCUGCACUGAGUGUUCCCUUCAGCUGCACCCCAGGUGUGGGCUCAGGUCCUCAGGUGUGCUCAGUGACUCAGUGCUGCUCAUUUAAGAGAAGUGGCUGCGUCUGUGUGUCUGCAUGGAAAGCCUUGUUUGUUCCCUCACACAAAGCUUUUGGACUCUUACCCAUCAGCCAAGUAAUGAUUUGGUUGCAUUGCUAGUGGAGGAUGAGAACAUUGACAGAGGAAUUGUCUGAUCUCUUUUUUUUGCAUCAACCUCUUCCUUUCCUGCUGGGAGGAGAUCACAGAAUAGAAUCAUAAAUCUAUUUCUUUCUUGCCUAGAAUAAGUACAGAAAUUGAGUGGGAAGGAUUUCAGUGAGUGGCAUUAUUUAAUGAAUAAAAUUAAUUUGUAGAAGAAAAA
This is a messenger RNA of Passer montanus (Eurasian tree sparrow), 4175 nucleotides long. It is a transcript of the gene BCAS3, whose product is annotated as BCAS3 microtubule associated cell migration factor. Gene Ontology annotation, cellular component: cytoplasm. Bases 16 to 2607 code for a protein of 863 amino acids. The transcript has 23 exons. Lineage: Eukaryota; Metazoa; Chordata; Aves; Passeriformes; Passeridae. Gene Ontology annotation, molecular function: protein binding. Gene Ontology annotation, biological process: response to starvation; autophagy. The record is from RefSeq and is a predicted model, not a curated record.